This is a messenger RNA of Echinostoma caproni, 1083 nucleotides long. The record is from the annotation of a GenBank genome assembly. NCBI's taxonomy places the organism in Eukaryota, Metazoa, Platyhelminthes, Trematoda, Plagiorchiida, Echinostomatidae.
UUGGUUACGUCCCCCACGAGCUCUCUCUGUCCCUCCUAUCGCUCUUCACCGAAUCAGAAACUUCCUCCCCAUCGGCAUCCAACUUCUACUCUUUGUCAUUGUUUCUAUCUACCGUACUCUUUCAUCCUGAUGGAUAAUCAACCACCGAAUCCGGUCCCGUUUACUCCGGAUGCAUUUUUCGCUCCGGGGAUUCCUCACCAAGCCAAACCGGUGCAUAUCCUCGACCAUGGAGAGGUGGUAUGUGCGGUCACAAUCAAUAAUAUUGCCCGGCAUGUUUACACCGGCGGUAAAGGUACAGUGAAAGUAUGGGAUUUGGCUCAGGUGACCUCAAACAGCUCUCGGGACAAAUACGUCCGUUCUAUCAAACUUACUCAGGAUGGGCGCACCCUUCUUGUCGGUGGUGAAUCGAGUGUUUUGAGCAUUUGGGAUUUGGGUUCUGCCAGUCCCCGAGCGAAAUGUGAACUCAAUUUCUCUGCGCCUGCAUGUUACGCUCUAGCUGUCUCUCCGGAUGGAAAGCUUUGUUUCAGUUGUUGUUCCAACGGAAAUAUUGGUGUAUGGGACAUACACAACGGAUUGUUGAUUCGUCAGUACCAGGGGCAUUCCGAAGGUGCUUCUUGUGUCGACAUCCGACCAGAUGGGACAAAACUGUGGACCGGUGGUCUGGAUAAAACCGUGCGCUGCUGGGAUCUACGUGAACAUUCCCAAAUUAACCAAUUCGAUUUGUCCGCUCAAGUUUUCUCGUUGGGCUAUUGUCCAUCCGGUGAUUGGUUAGCUGUUGGUUUGGAGACCGAUCAAGUCGAGGUUUUCAGUCCCAAUCAUCCCGAACGAUAUCAACUCACAUUGCACGAGAGUUGUGUUCUGUCUCUUCGAUUUGCACACAGUGGUUUAUGGUUCACUUCCACUGGGAAAGAUCACUGUCUCUACGGAUGGCGUACACCGUAUGGAGCAAAUUUAUUCCAGGUAAGCACUCAAUCCCUAUUUUACUGUACUGUAAGGGGGCGGCAUCUCGUCAAGCCCCAAAAGCACCAUUCUGAAAUGAAUUCAUGCAUUGGAAUUUGCCACUUGUAUAUUUUCAUCGGAUAG